Messenger RNA from Cercopithifilaria johnstoni, 236 nucleotides. NCBI's taxonomy places the organism in Eukaryota, Metazoa, Nematoda, Chromadorea, Rhabditida, Onchocercidae. The record is from the annotation of a GenBank genome assembly.
AUGACUGUUACAAAACGAAUCUAUCCAUUCGUCGUAUUAACAGCUAUUUUUGUAUUGUUACUGUUAUGUGUGUUGGAACGUGAAGUUUGGGCGCAAUUUGAGCCUGACAAAGAAUGCUUCUGCAAAUUACAAGGAGCCAUCAGUGACUGUCAGUGCACAACAGAAAGCAUCGAUGAUUUCAACAACUAUGAAGUCUAUCCCAUAUUGCAGAAGCUCCUAUCUCGUGAUUUUUUCAG